Messenger RNA from Anguilla anguilla (European eel), 1185 nucleotides. It is a transcript of the gene atpsckmt, whose product is annotated as fATP synthase c subunit lysine N-methyltransferase. Bases 291 to 989 code for a protein of 232 amino acids. Gene Ontology annotation, cellular component: mitochondrion. The record is from RefSeq and is a predicted model, not a curated record. Gene Ontology annotation, molecular function: protein-lysine N-methyltransferase activity. The transcript is spliced from 4 exons. Gene Ontology annotation, biological process: peptidyl-lysine trimethylation; regulation of mitochondrial ATP synthesis coupled proton transport; positive regulation of proton-transporting ATP synthase activity, rotational mechanism. NCBI's taxonomy places the organism in Eukaryota, Metazoa, Chordata, Actinopteri, Anguilliformes, Anguillidae.
UCAAGCUGGUCGAUUGUCACACGCUGAUGUGUGAUAGGUCAUGGGGGUGGCUGUUUUAUGUCAUUGACGUUCGUUUGUGAGUGUAGUACUGAAAUGACAAAUCACAUUUAGUUGCAUUAAUAUUCAUGGACAAUCAUGCUACAAUUAGUUGACGAACGGAUAGUGAAGGAUUUAGGAGUAAAUCGCUAGCUGACAGCUGUCAUAAUCGUGUUUGCUCGUUCCCUCCGAAUCGUUUAGGCUACUUAGUUUGAGUCAAAUACUAGCUAACUUACGUGACGCGUGUAACAAGUAUGUCAGAACUUAAUCACGGGAAUGUUCUGGAGAAACAGACGCAACUAUCCAAUAAUGGCGGUAACAAAAAACGCUGGGGACUGAUUGCAACUGGACUUGUUGGGGGGUCACUGAUUGCACUUUAUGCAGUUGCAACCCCAUUUGUCACACCUGCGUUGAGAAAAGUGUGUCUCCCAUUCGUGCCUGCUACUCCAGCCCAGAUUGAGAAUGUUUUGAAGGUCCUGCAACGAAGAACAGGAACAUUGGUCGAUAUUGGAAGCGGCGAUGGUCGAAUAGUAAUCGCUGCAGCGAAGCAAGGCUUUCGGGCUGUGGGCUUUGAGCUGAACCCGUGGCUGGUCUGGUAUUCCCGGUAUAGGGCAUGGAGAGAAGGAGUUAACCACAACACUGCAUUCUACAUAUCUGACCUAUGGAAGGUCAGUUUUUCUCAGUACACCAAUGUUGUGAUAUUUGGAGUCCCCCAGAUGAUGGCGCAGCUGGAGGAGAAGCUGCAGGGAGAUUUGCAGAGCACCGCCAAAGUGGUGGCCUGCCGCUUCCCCUUCCCCACGUGGGUCCCCGACGACACGGCCGGCGAGGGGAUUGACACGGUGUGGACAUACGACGCCAAGUCCUUCAAACCGCCACGGGCAGAGUGCGAGAGGGGCGGGGCUCCAGAGAACCGAAUGAGUCACAGUGAACAGAGCACGCGAGCAGAGGCUUGAGGAAGCCUCGACCUUCCCGUUUAAACCUGUGCAGAUCUCUGCUAAUGUGUCUUGUCAAAUGACCUAAAAUGUCGCCCGGUCUGUCAAGGUCUUGUUACUGAGGCCACCUGGUCACAGUAGAUGUUUCAGGGGGGACGGACGUAUCCCAUUGGAAACAGAAUUUCUUUUUUAUAUUAAAAUAAUUUAAACCUUGGUA